UGCAUAUCAGAUCUUUAUUAAGCCUCAUUGGGAGGACAGCUCUGUCUCAGGCGGGAUGAUGUCCUCCAGGCUGAAGUGGCUGAUUGUGAUUCAGCUCCUGCUGAAUGAGGGGGUCCUGUGUCAGGUCCCACCUCCUCCAGUGCCAGGGGAGCCUCUGCCUCCAGGAGCUCAAGUCUCUCAAGAGGAUGAGGAGAUGGCUCAACUGGAUCAUUCCUCAAUUCCAGCAUCCCAAUUCCAGCCCCGUCUCUCACCCGAAGAAAAGUCCACUCAGCAGUCAGUGCUUGCACAAAAUGAUGAGAGAGUGGUAUCCGCUCAAGUCAUAACAUCAGUUCUUUGGGCGAACCUUCAGGGGAAGAUUCAGGAUCGUCUCCAAAUUCAUGGAAAUAUCAGCUGUGAGGAGCUGCUGUCUGCCAGCACCGUGGACGACCCGCUGUCUUCUGCGUUCCCCCAGGAGCUGCUGGGUCUCUCUUUAGUGCCUGUGUUGGUGGCGAUGGGCUGCCCAAAGGAGGCACAGACCCUGACCAUGAAACUGUACGACCUCCUGGGAGUGGCGGACACAAAUGAGCUACUGAUGCAAGUGGAAGCUCUGAUAGAGGGGAGGAUGAGCAACUCUAAUACAGAACCUCCGUCAACAGCUUCAUUUUCAGAGAAAGAUCAAGCGAGACAACACAUGGAGGCAGUGAUGUAUAACAUUCAGCAACUGGCAGGGAUGGAUGACAGCACGUCGAAGCAGGAUGAUCCCCACUGUGAGGGCUGGAGCAGGAUGAAUGGGACCAUACUGAUAGGAAGGGCUGUGGAAGGAGGCACAGGUGGACUGGAGGAUGCAGUGAGUAGCUGUGAGAGGCUGGGAGUCCUGUGUGCCGGAGUGACCAGCACCGGGGCUCUAACUCCUGGGCUGUACGAGGCCGUGCUGAAGAAAGGCAGCCGCAUCCUGCCGUCCGUCGCCACCGAGUCCGAGUGCUGGAUCCGUCAAUGCAGCGACGACGCUUGGACCGCCGCCACUUCGGGUGGACGGAUGAAGCGCAGCGCCCAGCAGAGCUGCAUUAAUCAGAGCGAGCAGCGUGUGUACAACGUGGUGGAGUGGAUCCCUGCAGUCAGCACUCUCUACAACCUCGGCACAGCUGUGUAUUACGCCUCGGUCAACUGCUCAGAAACGGCCAAGGAGAGGGCCAUUCUUAGCGCCGUCGACCUCGGAACAGACGCCCUCAUGGUGGCUACAGGCGGGACGGCGGGAGUGGCAGGCUAUGCUCUGGGGGCUGGGGUGAAGACAGGCGUCAAAGCUGGAGUCAGGUAUCUGCUCAACUCCAUGAAGGAGGAAGAUGAUGUGAUGGUGAACCAAACCAGCUGGGAGCAAGGCAUCCUCACCAUCCAGUAGACUGACAAACCAACACACACCCUCUGAAGCUGUGACACCUAA
Salarias fasciatus (jewelled blenny) is the source of this 1417-nucleotide messenger RNA. It is a transcript of the gene apof, whose product is annotated as apolipoprotein F. Gene Ontology annotation, biological process: cholesterol metabolic process. The coding region runs from base 56 to 1375 and encodes 439 amino acids. Lineage: Eukaryota; Metazoa; Chordata; Actinopteri; Blenniiformes; Blenniidae. The transcript is spliced from 2 exons. The record is from RefSeq and is a predicted model, not a curated record.